AUGGCGUCUCACAAGGACAAGAAUCUACUGGAGAGUGAGCCACCACUGGUGAUUGAUAACAGCUCGGAGGAAGGGCGACGUCUUGGGUAUUGUCUCAGAGAAAACCCCAAGAAAUCGUGGAAAUUCUUGGAGCUGAAGGAAGACGCCCCAGAAAAUCCGUGCCUGGUCUGCGACAAGCGGUUCAGGUCGAUGAGGGCACUGUUGUGCCACAUGAAGAUUCACCCGGGGAAGGACGACGAGAGCGGUGACCGCGGCAAAGGUUCCAGGUCAAGGAAAUCUUGCCAGGAUCACACGAGGUCGAUUCUCGGCAGAAAGAGAUUGAAUUCGAGUCUCUUGAAUGAAGAUCGCUUUGUGGGCUCCAGCAAGACCGAGAGUGGUCUCCUGGUCGCCAUUUUAUCCGACGACGAGGCAAUGCGCAUUACCAGGAGGAAGAGAACGCCGCGAGUCGAGAUUGAUGUCGAUGCAAGGACCGAGGGAGUUCCGUUUCCCGUACCAAAUGGGUCUUCGGACAGUAACGAGGCAGAACAAGACCUGGGAAGCGCAGCAGCAGUUACUUUGAUCAUGAUGUGCCGAGGUGAGACGGACUCCAACUCUCUGGGUUUGGGCGUCGAGACUUUGGGGAAGAGCUCGGCCCCAGGUUUCUAUGACGUGGGGAAAGGGAAAAUAACUGAAGCAUCCGAGUGCAAUGAAAGCCAUUCAAGAGGCCAUUCGAGAGUGGAGCGGAAAGGGGCAGAAUUGGAGGUUUCCGCCACCAUGCUUUGCGGUGCCAGGGAAGUUGAGCGCAAGAAGCCUGAAGCAGCCAGAUCAGGUAAAGAGCCGAUGUAUGAGGUGGCCAUGAUGGAUUGUGACGCAAUGGGAACUGCAGGUUCUCAUUCGAGAGAAAGGGCAGAACUAUGGAUCGAGCCGGGGAUAAAUUCACACAGAGGCAAGGUCUGUGUGGAGGAAUGCCAAGUUUUCCGUGAAUCAGGUGAGAAAAACGAGUAUAAAAGCAGGGACGCUGAGAGCUACAAACAGGAGUCUCCGGUCGGUGCUUCUCAGGGGAUUGAAGGGAGCCGUGUCUGCGCCGAACUCGCGAGCAUCAAGGACGACUCAGAGAAGGUGAGCAGCCAAGGCAUGUAUGCUUGA
This is a messenger RNA of Rhodamnia argentea, 1125 nucleotides long. RefSeq lists its product as uncharacterized. The transcript has a single exon. NCBI's taxonomy places the organism in Eukaryota, Viridiplantae, Streptophyta, Magnoliopsida, Myrtales, Myrtaceae. The record is from RefSeq and is a predicted model, not a curated record. The coding region runs from base 1 to 1125 and encodes 374 amino acids.